GGUUUUUUUUGGGCGACGAUAUUUUAGCGACACUGUCGAUGGCGACAAAAGCACGUUGUCGUGACGUAUGGAACCAAAGUCUCUUUGCAAACUUGUUUACUGCUUAGUGAAACCUCGGAAUCCAAACUAGAUUGGAACAUGUGUUCAGUUGCCCCAGUUUUAGUGUCGAAUCUUUGAUAAUUGUUCUUGUUAACCCCCAAUUGCGUUCUAAGUGACAAUGACAGUUCUUCAUGAUGGCCAGAAACCAUCGCAAUGGCUGGACCCAGCACAGUUUGGCCUAUUCCGAUGGGUGGUCGACUGGGCAUCCGAUGACCAAUUUUGGUUGCCUCCCAAUAUCACUUGGGCCACAUUGGAAGCCUCGGAAGAAGGCAUGCAGUUCGCCCGGUCCUCGGAUUUGAGGAUUCCGAUGAUGGCCGCCUUUGCGGUAUAUUUCAUUCGGAUUUUUGUUCAAAAUAAGGUGUUUCGUUACUUGGGUGUUUGUCUUGGGCUGAAGGAUCAGCGCAGAGUAGUGCCUCCGGAAAAUCCAAUCUUGGAGGCAGCAUUUAAGAAUACCAAGCGUUUGGAUCACUCCAGAAUUCGAGCUCUGUCGAAAGAAUCCGACAUGACUGAGCGACAAGUGGAACGUUGGAUCCGCCAAAGAUCUUUGGUGGGCAAGUCGUCCAAGUUAGAUAAGUUCUGUGAAUCUGGAUGGAAAGCGCUCUAUUACACGCUCAUGUAUGCCUAUAGUUGGGUGAUACUAUGGGACAAGCCAUGGUUUUGGGACAUAAAGUAUUGUUGGUACAAAUAUCCAUUCCAUGACGUGAGCACCGGCAUAUGGCUGUACUAUAUGAUUGAACUCUCCUUCUAUUGGAGUCUACUGAUAUCACAAUUCUUCGACGUCCAAAGAUCUGACUUUUGGGAGAUGUUCGCCCAUCAUAUCGCGGCCAUUCUAUUACUCAGUUUGUCUUGGGCGUGUAACCUCUUUCGUGUGGGUACUCUUGUCCUGUGGGUCCAUGAUUGCGCUGACGUAUUUCUGGAAUCGGCCAAGAUGUUCCGUUAUCUUGGAAAGCAGAGUAUUUCCGAUGCUCUGUUCUAUGGCUUUGCCAUUUCGUGGAUGGUGACCAGGCUGGGAUACUUUCCAACUUGGAUCUUGUACAGUAUCACUGUGGAGGCUGGUCAAUUUAUCCAGUACUUUGGCGCAUACCAAGUAUUCAGUGCUCUCUUGUCGAUCCUCCUGAUACUCAAUCUUUUCUGGGCCUAUUUCAUCUUCAAAGUGGCCUACCUGGCUGCAUUGGCCCCAGACGGGAAGAUUGAAAAAGAUCUGCGAAGUGAGUCUAACAGUAGUGAUUGAAAAAGUCACGUCAACCUCAAUUGCCAAUGAUGCAUGCUCUAACCUCAACACCGGAGUGUACCCCCUUCUACCGGGAAAUGAAAAGACAGAUCAAACAUUUUUGCAAAUGUUUUAUACCUCAUAAUAUAUCAAAAAACAACCAGCCUAGUGAAUGCAGUCAAGAGUUCUACAGAAAUAUAUCUUUUACCCAUUUUA
Messenger RNA from Tigriopus californicus, 1525 nucleotides. Its product is annotated as ceramide synthase 6-like. The transcript has a single exon. NCBI's taxonomy places the organism in Eukaryota, Metazoa, Arthropoda, Copepoda, Harpacticoida, Harpacticidae. The record is from RefSeq and is a predicted model, not a curated record. The coding region runs from base 218 to 1330 and encodes 370 amino acids. Gene Ontology annotation, molecular function: DNA binding; sphingosine N-acyltransferase activity. Gene Ontology annotation, cellular component: membrane. Gene Ontology annotation, biological process: ceramide biosynthetic process.